UCAGACUGUGCGGGAAGGUGCCAUCCUUCCAACAGAUAAGAGGUUUCCCUGUACUGAGUGCGGGAAACUUUUCUAUUAUGAAUCAAAACUUAAUAUACAUAAAAUAACUCACACGGGGGAAAAGCCGUAUUCCUGUCCUGAGUGUGGGAAAUGUUUUUCUCAGAAGUUCCAACUUAACAGACAUCUGAGAUCUCACACUGGAGAAAAACUGUAUUCCUGUCCUAAGUGCGGGAAAUGCUUUUUACAGAAGUCCGAUCUUUCCAAACAUCAAAGAUCUCACAUGACUGUGCGGGACAGUGCCAUCCUUCCAACAGAUAAGAGUUUUCCCUGUCUUGAGUGCGGGAAGUGUUUCCGCUUAAAAUCCAAUCUUUCUAGGCAUAAUAGAACUCACACAGGAGAGAAGCCAUAUUCCUGUCCUAAGUGUGGGAAAUGUUUUUCAGAUAGCUCCCAUCUUAACACGCAUAUAAGCUUGCACACAGGUGAGAAGCCAUAUUCCUGUCCUGUGUGCGGGAAAUGUUUUUCAAAGAAGUCACAUCUUAACGCACAUCAGAGAUUGCACACAGAUAAGAAGACGUAUUCAUGUACUGAGUGCCGGAAAUGUUUUAGACAAAAAACAGAACUUGUCGCACAUCAGAGAUCUCACACGGGGGAGAAGCCGUUUUCCUGUCCUGAGUGCGGGAAAUGUUUUUCCCAAAAGGGCAACCUUUAUAGACAUCAGAGGUUACAUACGGGAGAAAAGCCGUAUUCCUGUACUGAGUGCGGAAAAUGUUUUUCAAGUAAGUCCAAUUUUUACAGACAUCAAAGAUCACACACAGGGGAGAAGUCAUUUUCCUGUUCUGAGUGCAGGAAAUGUUUUGUAAAAAAAUCAGAACUUGUCACACAUCAGAGGUGUCACACGGGGGAGAAGCCAUUUUCCUGUUCUGAGUGCGGGAAAUGUUUUUCACAAAAGGGAAGCCUUUCCACACAUCAGAGAUUGCAUACAGGAGAAAAGCUGUAUUACUGUGCUGAGUGCGAGAAAUGUUUUUCACACAGGUCCGGUCUUUACAGACAUCAGAGAGUUCACACGGGCAAGAAGCCGUAUUCCUGUCCUGAGUGUGGGAAAUGUUUUUCAGAGAAGUCCGGUCUUUCCAGACAUCAGAGAUCUCACACGGGUGAGAAGCCGUAUUCCUGUCCUGAGUGCGGGAAAUGUUAUUCAGAGCGGUCCAGUUUUAGGACACAUCUGAGAUCUCACACGGGGGAGAAGCCGUAUUCCUGUCCUGAGUGUGGGAAAUGUUUUAUGCAUAAGUCCGCUCUUUCCAAACAUCAGAGAUCUCACACAAAGAAGAAGCCACUUCCCUGUCCUGAGUGA
Messenger RNA from Rana temporaria (common frog), 1348 nucleotides. RefSeq names its product gastrula zinc finger protein XlCGF17.1-like. The coding region runs from base 281 to 1348 and encodes 355 amino acids. The transcript has a single exon. The record is from RefSeq and is a predicted model, not a curated record. Gene Ontology annotation, molecular function: DNA-binding transcription repressor activity, RNA polymerase II-specific. Gene Ontology annotation, biological process: negative regulation of transcription by RNA polymerase II. Lineage: Eukaryota; Metazoa; Chordata; Amphibia; Anura; Ranidae.